Molecule: messenger RNA, 658 nt
Organism: Pyrgilauda ruficollis (rufous-necked snowfinch)
Lineage: Eukaryota; Metazoa; Chordata; Aves; Passeriformes; Passeridae
Product: nectin-1-like
Exons: 2
Biological process (GO): heterophilic cell-cell adhesion; protein localization to cell junction; homophilic cell-cell adhesion
Cellular component (GO): adherens junction
Source: RefSeq, a predicted model, not a curated record
GCAGGGCUGCAAGCUCAGAGUGUCUUGGUCAAUGACACCGUCUCGGGGUUCAUCGGCACGGACGUGGUGCUGCACUGCAGCUUCACCAACCCGCUGCCCAUCGUGAAGAUCACGCAGGUGACGUGGCAGAAGGCCACCAACGGCACCAAGCAGAAUGUGGCCAUCUACAACCCCGCCAUGGGCGUGUCCAUCCUGUCCCCCUACAAGGAGCGGGUGACUUUCCGGAACCCUUCCUUCAAGGAUGGCACCAUCCAGCUGUCCCGGCUGGAGCUGGAGGAUGAGGGGGUUUACAUCUGUGAGUUUGCCACUUUCCCAACCGGCAACCGGGAAGGGCAGCUGAACCUCACCGUGCUGGCCAAGCCCACCAACUGGAUGGAGGGCACCAAGAGGCCACUAAUUGCCAAGUCUGGCAGGACAGAAAAGAUCUUGGUAGCCACCUGCACCUCCUCCAACGGGAAACCCCCCAGCACCGUCACCUGGGACACGAAGCUGAAGGGAGAGGCGGAAUUCCAGGAGAUCCGCAACAGCAACGGCACCAUCACGGUGAUCAGCCGGUACCGGCUGGUGCCGAGCCGCGAGGCGCACCGCCAGCAGCUCAUGUGCGUGGUCAACUACCAGCUGGAGAGGUUCACCGACAGCAUCACCCUCAACGUGCAGU